AUGAUUCACCAUAAAAAAUCAAAGUCACUAUAUUGGUUCUUUGUCGGAAUUUUAUAUAUUCUGAUCUGGGAAACAAUAAUUUGUAUAGCAUAUAAAGAAAUAGAGAGUGAAAAACAAGUUUAUAGAGAUAUUUCAAAAUCAAUUUUUCAAAAUUUACAAGAAUCAAUAGAUAGACAAUCAAAAGAUAAUAAUAAUAAUAAUAAUAAUUAUGGAAUAAAUGAUGAAGAUGAUAAUAUUAUUAGAAUUGAUAAACCAAUUAAUGAACCAGAUUCACCAUCACCAUCACCAUCUAAAAUUAUAACAACAACAACAACAACACCAGAUUCAUUAUCAAAACUUUCAUCAAAAUUUGAACCAUCAUCAAUUGUAAAAGAUUUAGUUAGUGAUUUACCACCAUUUUAUUUCUCAUUUAAUGUUACAAACUCGUCAAUGACAUUACCAAUGAAUAUGACAUGGGAUAAAUUCAAUGUUUCAGAUAUUAAUAUUAGCGCACCACAUAUUGAAUUCCCAUUAGAUUUCUCUGCAAGUAAUAUGACAUUCAAUAUUAGUGUUGAAGCUGAAACAUUUCCAAUCGCUAUGAACCUUAUUGCAAACAAAAGUGAUGUUCCAAUUUCAUUGGGUAUCUAUGGUGCUGAUAGUAUACCAGUGACUUUAAACGUUGGUAAAAUGGAGGCACCUCUAUUAAACUAUUUCUUCUUUGCUAUAUUUGGUUCAAUAAAUGGGAUUUUAUUAAUUUGGGUUAUCAUUCAACAAAUUUGUAUUCAAAAUUUAAAGAAACGUUUAGAUACAAUCGAUAUUUCAAAUGAUGUAUUAAAAGGUAAAAGAUAUAAAAGAGGAAAUGUUUGGUAUAAAUCAAUCAACUCUGAUGAUGUUACAAGUGAUAAUGAAAUUUUAAAUAAUGGUCGUAGUUCAAAUCGUGAUCAAAUAAUUGAUAUAAAUAAUACUGAUAAUAAUAAUAAUAAUAAUAACAUGAAUCAAUCAUUAAUAUCAAUAUGUAAACAAUGUGGUCAAACUAAUGGUAAAACUAAAUUUUGUUUUGAUUGUGGAUCUAGUUUAAUUAAUUAG
Dictyostelium discoideum AX4 is the source of this 1065-nucleotide messenger RNA. RefSeq lists its product as hypothetical. The record is from RefSeq and is a predicted model, not a curated record. Bases 1 to 1065 code for a protein of 354 amino acids. Lineage: Eukaryota; Evosea; Eumycetozoa; Dictyosteliales; Dictyosteliaceae. The transcript is spliced from 2 exons.